UACCUCCCCCUGACAUCUGGAAUCACAUUUUCUGGGAUUUAAAGUUACGAAUCUCAACUUUCCUGGGAUUUCAGCAAAUGAUUUUACCUUUUUAAGCAAGAUUACUCUACAAUGAAUUAAACAAACUACUUUUAACACCUCAAACAAAAUAUUUGAAUCAACUAAGUCAUAGUUUUGGUUAUAUUUUAAUGUUUCAUACCAGCUUGUAAAAAAAAAUAAAAAAUUAAUGCAUCAGUUGGUUUAAAAACAUUAAGUCCAAAGUAAUUAAACUGUGAGUCACACUCAGCUAAUUAGCUUUCCCAAUUUAAGAAAGGUGUAUUUAGACUAAGUCAACAGCUGACGGUGUAGACCUACAAAUACCACGUGACAGUAUGUGGAUACAAACAGUUCAUGUCAACAAAACGUUGUUUAGAACUUUGAAAAACGUCAAAUAGAAACAAAGACCUUGACAAAGAACUCACUAGAACUUUUCCAUGGAAAUACAUGUUUACUUCACCAACUUUUAAAUGGUUAGUUAAUUAACAGCGUCAAUGGCUUGGCGCUAGUCAAACCUACUAGAAACAAUGCACGGUUUUUCUUAAGUCCCUUUCAAACUAUUAGUAGUAGUAGUAGAUUAGCAGUGGUUGCACCAAGCAAGACUUCUUGAAAACGUUAAGAAAUGAUGGCUUUAUUCAAACUACUAUUUCUAGCAAUAUUUUGUCAAGUCAAAGGAAAGGAUUUUGUUAGACAGCCUCUGGACUAUUAUGAUUAUAUUAUUGUUGGAGCUGGCACCGCAGGCUCAAUCAUUGCUAGUCGUCUGUCGGAAGAUGUCAACGUAACUGUCUUGUUACUGGAGGAAGGCGGUGAUGACCGAGGUUAUGCAACAGUCACUGUGCCAGCAUUUUGUCAAGAAACGUGGAGAAACCCAAAACUGGUUCGAUUCUAUAAUAGUGAGCCACUACCAACAGUUUACCAACAUUUACUAAACGGUCAAGCUCAGUGGCCGAGAGGGACGGUACUAGGUGGCUGUAGUAGCGUUAACAACAUGGCUUACGUCCGAGGUUCCAAGCAUGACUACGAUCGCUGGGCAGAGAGCAUUAAGGAUGAUGGCUGGAACUAUCAACACGUCUUGUCCUAUUUCAAAAAAAUGGAGACAGUGACCAACCCAGAGUUAAGAGACUCUCACUACCGUGGACUCAAUGGUCCAGUCGGGGUCACCAGGUCUCAGACUGUGUAUAAGUUAACGGAUGUUAUCAUUGACGCCUUCAGAGAUGUAGGCUACCCAUAUAAUCACGACUACAAUGCUCAGAGUAUGGAGGGCGUGGCAAGAACUCAGCACAAUGUACAAGAUGGCGAGAGAGUUAGCACAGCUAAAGGCUACAUUUACCCAGCUCUUCAUCGACAUAAUUUACAUCUAGUCAUCGCAUCGCGCGUGGAUAAAGUAAUCAUCACUGACCGGAUUGCCAGAGGUGUCCAGUUUGUUCAACAGAAUCUAACCAGGUCAGUGUAUGCCAAAAAAGAAGUGAUUUUAUCUGCUGGUACCAUCGGAACCCCGAAACUACUUUUACUAUCUGGUGUAGGUCCAAGAGAAGAUUUGAAGGAAUUGAAUAUUUCAGUGGUUUCAGAUUUACCAGUAGGACAUAACUUACAGGAUCACCUUGUCUUUGAUUUGGCUGUAUCAAUAAAUCAAUCGAUUGGCCUUCUACCAGGUAUACUCAACUCUGACUGGGCUAUGGCAGAAUGGAAUAUACUUAAAAAAGGUCCUUUAACGCUUGCAGAUUCCGGAGUUACUUUUCAUACCAGUACCACACAACAGGAUCAGCUCGUGGAUUGGCCAGAUGUCAAAAUAUUAUUUUCACUCUCUCCAGUCGCAACAAAUACUUUGAGAUCUUUUCAUUACAGCCCAACUCUUCUUAAUCAACUGUCCGUUCGUGACAACGUAACAAACGGAUUCACAUUUUGGCCGAUGUUGAUGCGCCCAGAAAGCAGAGGGAUUCUAAAACUGCGUAGCGCUAACCCAAAGGAUGACCCGGUGAUUAUUCCAAACUAUUACACCAAAAGUAAGGACGUAGAGACGAUGCUGAGAGCUAUCCACAUUUGUAAGAAAGUCUUGCAGUCGAAGCCAAUGGUGGACAUUCAAGCAAGUAUCAGUGAUGUCGUCCACCUGAACAUUUGCUCUCAGUUUGUUUUUGACUCAGAUGAUUACUGGGCAUGUGCCGUCCGCGCCCGUCCAAGGACUCUACACCAUAUCUCUGGCACAUGUAAGAUGGGCUCGAAGGAGGACAUCACAGCAGUGGUGGACUCCCAGUUGAGAGUCAGAGGAAUCCAGGGCCUAAGAGUGGCCGAUGCUUCUAUCAUGCCCUAUAUUGUGUCUGCCAACACCAACGCUGCUGUGAUUAUGAUUGGAGAAAAGGCUUCAGAUUUGAUUCGAGGUGAGUCUUUACCACCCACUGACUUGCAUACGUCAACUGCAAACAUUUGGUUUCUCGAGAACAUCUUCCUGUGCACACUAAUUGUGGCUGUUGUAACAGUUUUGAUGUUCAAAUAGAUUGAGACAAUAUAUUACAGAUGCUAAAUCUUGAUAUUUUAAAGGGGAAGGGGUAAUAGCUUCAUUUAGUAGUAGAAUGAAUUGUAGGACAAAUUUUCAUUGUUUGUCAUAUGGGAAUAAUACGAUCAUUAUCGCCUUAUUUAUGGUUUGUAUUUUGUAUGUUUUGUAAACCUCACCUUGUGAAAUCUUUUUAGUCCAGAUGACUUUCAUUUCAUUUAAAAUGACUUUCAUUUCAUUUAGAUGACUUUCAUUACAUUUAGAUGACUAUAAUUUCAUUCAGGUG
Molecule: messenger RNA, 2810 nt
Organism: Biomphalaria glabrata
Lineage: Eukaryota; Metazoa; Mollusca; Gastropoda; Planorbidae
Exons: 4
Coding region: 659-2527 (622 amino acids)
Molecular function (GO): oxidoreductase activity, acting on CH-OH group of donors; flavin adenine dinucleotide binding
Source: RefSeq, a predicted model, not a curated record